This is a messenger RNA of Phytophthora nicotianae INRA-310, 1156 nucleotides long. RefSeq lists its product as hypothetical. The transcript has 3 exons. NCBI's taxonomy places the organism in Eukaryota, Oomycota, Peronosporomycetes, Peronosporales, Peronosporaceae. The coding region runs from base 144 to 746 and encodes 200 amino acids. Gene Ontology annotation, molecular function: GTP binding; GTPase activity. The record is from RefSeq and is a predicted model, not a curated record.
GUUAGGUAAUGCCUCUGAUACGCGUUUCAUCCAAUCGCUAGUGUUGUCGUCUACCAUUGGCCAAAAGUCGUCUUCUCGUCUGGUCAGAGCGAGAAAAGCGAGAGAGAACAGAACGCGAGUGUCUAGAACCAGAGCAUAUAACGAUGGCAGACGCAGGCAACAGCAAGGCGCGCGAGGUGAAGGUGGUGCUUCUAGGCGACACGGGAGUGGGCAAGUCCUCGCUGGUACUGCGCUUCGUGACCAACAACUUCCGUCCGUACUCCGAGUCCACAAUCGGCGCGUCCUUCAUGUCCAAGAUGAUCGUGGUCAACGACACGCCCAUUAAGUAUCAGAUCUGGGAUACCGCCGGCCAGGAAAAGUACCACAGCUUGGCACCCAUGUACUACCGAGGAGCAGCGGCCGCCAUCGUUGUAUACGAUAUCACAAGAAAGCAAUCGCUGACGACACUGAAGAAUUGGGUCAAGGAGUUGAAGCAAUUGGGUCCUGACAAUAUUGUGAUUGCUAUUGCCGGCAACAAGAGCGACUUGGAGGAGAAACGGGAGGUGCCGGCGUCACAGGCACGAGCGUACGCCGAGGAGAUCGGCGCGUUGUUCAUUGAGACGAGUGCAAAGGAGGACACGAAUGUGUCGGAUUUGUUCAUCCAGAUCAGCCAGGCGCUGCCCACAGCGUCGGCUGAGAGUAACGCACUACCGGAGAUCGUGGACCCGUACGGAGGUGGCAAGAAGAAGUCGAGUGGCUGCUGUUAAAAAAAAGCAGAGGGGAAAAUAAGCGGAUGAACCUACCGACAGGACAGGACGAUAAACUAGCAACGGAGGCGAACAGUGGACGAGCGGUGUGUCGUGUCAAUUGCUUGGUUCGAUUUGGACGGCAGAAAGAAGUGCUGAACAAUGCGUAAACUUUUUUUUUGUUGUGUUUAGUUUCUACUUGUUUUUUUUUUACCAGUCACGUAGUUGGCGCUUGAUUUCUCGUUCGUCAUCGCGUCUGCGGUUGUCAAUUUGGCCCCGUUUGAAGCACGCCGCCAUGAUGACCUUGAUCCAGCCAGUGUUGCCAACCUCGAUCUGCAUCGGAAUCUACCGGUGUGAUAAGUUAUUUUCCGUCCAACAACAAAAAUGACUUCACUCUAGUCCUUACCAGCUGCGCGUUGGGUCGAUUGGCA